AUGCCUGUCACAUUCAAGGUCGCAAAACACUCUGCCGAGCCUGUCCAUCCGCAGUCCCUGGACAAGGUCCAGGACGCGAAAGACCUGCUGACAAGGGCGCGCCUUAGUCCGAGAGGACGAUGCAUCGAAGUCUUUCAGGGCUCAGUGUGUCCCGAGGCGCUGCCGUCGAUGGAAUACUGCGGGAACGGAUUCGUCCAUGCCGCUAUGAGGGCACACGGCGGGCAUCAUAACCUCGUUAUAAGGCCAGAUGAUGUCUGGAUCGCCAUAUUGAACCAAUUUAGUUUCUACGUGAACGCACACGCCGAAGAACUGCGGGGCCAAUUCGUAGAGCACGGGGGGAAGAAAACGGUGAGGGUGGUUGCCGAAGGAAAUCGAUACAUGGUCGAUUUCGGAGAGAUGACGCGUCAGAUGGCCGAGCAACUGCGCGAGAAUGUCGUCGAUAAGACACUCACCGAGUGGAUCCUCCCCGAUUUCACCACCACGACCACCGCCGACACGACGAUAUGUUCGGCUCUGAUGAUACGCUGA
Molecule: messenger RNA, 528 nt
Organism: Sparassis crispa
Lineage: Eukaryota; Fungi; Basidiomycota; Agaricomycetes; Polyporales; Sparassidaceae
Exons: 4
Coding region: 1-528 (175 amino acids)
Source: RefSeq, a predicted model, not a curated record